UCAUGCGUUAUUAUGACCGUUGCAUAGUCGUCGAGAUAUUUGUACUGUUUUCACUGCUCACUCUUAAUCAUGGUGCUAUUUUACCGCAGCGCAUCGCUUUUUCCGACAUACAAAAUCUGCUCGAUUUAUUACAUACGUUGAUUUUAACACUUGCAUGGGUUUGGAUUCCCAGCAUCCUUACUCGGCACUCUGUGCUUGCAAUGUAACUCCAAAACGAUAUGCCAGGGAAUGCAUCAACUAGUCAAAGGAUUCUGAAAGAAGUACCACAUGCGGGUGACAUAACGAAAGAAGACAUAGAACUGUAUGCUGACCAACUUGGAAUAGUGCUGCCUGAUGAACAAGAUCUUCUUUGGAUUGCUCAAGCUGGGCUUGAAGUAUCACUCCCACCACCAUGGUGCCCUGUGGAGGAUGCUCAAGGGAGGAUUUACUAUUUCAAUUCGGUUACAAAAGAGACAAUCUGGGAACAUCCCUUGGAUUCUUACUACAAAGAUAUGGUCAAGAAAGAACGGCGGAAACUAGCAGCCGCGAAAGAGGGAUCGGCGUUAGAAAAAGCUUUGGUCGACAGCGGUACUUCCUUGAUGUCAUCCCUGGAUGAUGUACCUCCUUUAUCUACCUUUGUAAAACCUUUGGAGUCCAACCCAUCAGUGUUCAACCCAUCAUUGUGCAAGCCAGAUAAGCAGAACAUAUUUACCUCAAGGUCGUGUCCAGCAGAUCUGCAUGUUAUUGGGACACAUAGAAGUGAUGUUGUGGUCCCGAAAGUGGAAUCCCAGACGCUGAAACCCGUGAAGAAAGCUCCGUCCGUGAAAGAACUGCAGAGCCAAAAAGAGACGCUCUUGUACGAACUGGAGCUACUAAAGAAAGCGGUCGAGAAGUAUCGUUUUCUUAGAGAACAGAUGAGGGCUUCCAUGAAACAGGAGAUGUCCCAGAAGUCUUCGAGGACAUCAUCGGAGAAAAACGCCAAGUCUCCAAAGCGCACUGGCAAUGGAUUCCCAGAGGACACUGUUCCAAAAGUUCAGGAUGGAGUGCCAAAGUCACAGGUUGCCAACUUGUGCGAACGUGAAAAGACACAUUUUUCGACCCUGCCUUCAAGACACAAACGGCACGUGAGUCAUGCAGACCUGACAAGAAUCAGCGAUCGACUGCGUCAACUACGUCAGCGCCACAUGCAGCUCACCAUGCGCGCCGCUGAGCAGGUGUCGGACGAAGCUUUGGCCGGGUCCAUAGUAGCACAAGCCGCGUACCAUUCGUCGCUGAACAAAGAGUUUGCGCCGUUGCUGAAAUCUGCCACUGCCAGCUUAUCAAGAAAACCAGCUCGAACAACGGAGCAGUCCAGCACUUUCGAUCCUGGACUUGGGGACACAUUGCCAUAUCUAGGGAAGCGUUCCAGCUGGUGCUCGGGAAUGUCCCCAAGGCAGCAACCUGACACCAGCCACGAAGAGUGGAUGAAGAGAUUGGCGGAGCUGCGGAACGGUGUGGAGGAAUGCAAGCUCAAGCACCUCCUCAUCAAGUGACACGAGCAUUUUGUAAUCAGACGACAAGUUUUCUCAUCCGUGCCAUUACGUCUGUUGUACUCACGUGUAUGUUAAAUAUUGCACUCCAUCACUCUGUACAGCCAUGCUGAAUAUGUGCAGCAAUCAACUGCUUUCAAGGUUAAAUGUGACAUGUUCUGUGGAUAAUGUCAAGGAUCUCUGCAAACUGUGUUGUAAUUGCAGAGAAGUCGAUGAUUUUGGUGCUUUGGACUUGACACGAGUUUGUAGUGUUGUCAAGGAAACCUUUGGAAAUGUCACCCACCUCUCCCAUUUGAAAAUCAGUGAGUGCCGGUGGUGGGACUUGAACCCCACGUCCCUCAGAUCGCCCAUCAGGUGGUUUUUCAUUGUGCGUCUUAAUUGUUUGUUCAACAUCCGCAACUUCUGGUACCGUUCUCUCUACCUGAUGGUGCUGGCUUAAAUAUUCACAAUGUACGACUGGUUAACGUGAUCAUAUAUGUGAUGAUACUGUGUAGGCAGAAGACAUCUCUACUAAAAGUAGUAUACCGCAUGUUUUAUUGACGGCGUUAGACUUCGGUGAUAUGCUCCUUGCGGACGUAUUUCGGACAAAUGUUUCGGCGUCAGGAGUGAGCUCUUGGGUCUAUUUUCGUCCUCUUUAUAUGCUCUUCAUAAAUUUGGGGGCAGACAAAAAUUAUGUUCGUAAAUUUAUAAAAUAAGGGGUAAAAAGUAAAAAGCUUUUCAACUAGUUGGGAUCAAAUGUGUGAAGGCAUUUACGGGAUAUACGAUUUCCUCGUUUCUGUAGAACACACUGCCAUAGUAACGUGAAACUGUUGUCCUCUGGUGCUGACCCCCAUUUGCCAUCACCAUAUCUGUUGUCUCUCGCUACUAUCACUGAAGGAUGCUUUUGAAAGUUUUUGAGAAAUGUUACUGUAGUUUGUCGCACCAAGUGCAGUAGGAAGCGUAGUGUUGAGACACCGUAAUGGUCACUCUCAACUGUUACAUGAAAAGCCAGGGAUCUUUUUUAUGAGUCAUUUUAAGCUAUUUAUACGCUCAUCUAGUCUAGUGCAUUACUGGCAGCCAGUUAUAUGCUUUCACACAGCAUGCACCUUUUUGCUCAAUCUUUGUUACACGUGCAUGUGCUCGUUGCUGUGUAUUAUUUGUGCACUGCAGCCUUCACACAUCCGCUGUGACAUGGUCGUCUCAACGUAGUCUCGAAAAUGAUGUCAAGUGUUGAGCUUUGUUGGAUGUGUUGGAAGCAAUGUGUAACAAAUCUGCAAACAGAUUCAUAAAGAUAAAUGUGUUAGUGUUGGAGAUAUA
Messenger RNA from Ornithodoros turicata, 2804 nucleotides. RefSeq lists its product as uncharacterized. Gene Ontology annotation, molecular function: protein binding. NCBI's taxonomy places the organism in Eukaryota, Metazoa, Arthropoda, Arachnida, Ixodida, Argasidae. The record is from RefSeq and is a predicted model, not a curated record. The transcript is spliced from 10 exons. Bases 219 to 1511 code for a protein of 430 amino acids.